CAAUAAUGUUUUACAUAGUGAAUUACAUCAAUGAUUAUCUACAUAAUACAUAACAGUAUACAUAUCAAUCUAUCAAAAGCUUAUUGACAUUUGUUAUGCGUAGGCUAAACUCAUUCAUUUCUUCUUCUUCUUCUUCUUCUUUUCACUCAAAUACAGGCUCAUUGGCAAAUCAUCAACAAAAAAUGACAUAAUCAGCAGAGAUUUCGUGAAAACAACAAAACUCUUGUGGCAAUUCCUCUACAAAAUCAUCAUCCAGUUCAAAAUCAUGUAUUUGUCAAUAGUUGGACGAUAUUCAACAAAACUAUUCGUUUUCUUCAAUUGUCUUUUUAUUACAAUUGGCAGUAUUGUGGUUGUAUACGGCAUGAAACUACCAACCAAUCUAUUUGGAUAUAAGAGGAUUUUGCAAGCAUCUAUACCACCUAUCUUCCUAACUGCUAUUUUCUCAGGAAGUCUUGGUAUAUUAGCUGCAUGCAUCGGAAUAUUAGCAAUAUUGAGUGAAAGAAACAUGAUCAUGUAUCUGCAUCUAUGUACUUUGACCAUUGUAAUACUUAUGGAAAUAGGCAUAGCAUUGACAUCCUCUUUAAUGAAAGAUCAAUUCUUCACUGAAGCUCAUCGUUCGUUAAAUACGAAUGUUAAACAAUAUUGGACAAAUCUUCGUUAUCAAAUAGAAUUUGAUGAUUUACAAACAACAUUCCGUUGUUGUGGGGCUGAUUCAUCCAACGAUUAUCCACAUGUCGAACAACUUAUACCGAUUUCAUGCUUGUCUGGAAUAAAACCAUAUUCGCUGGGAUGCAUUGAUGCAUUGAAUGAAUUUGUACAAUACUACAAAAACAUCCUGAUCUAUUUAUGCUUCAGUUUUGGAAUAAUUCAUGGUAUCUACUUGAUGUUCUCAGUUGUGAUGGUUUGUAAAUCUAAACAUGGAAACAUUCGAUCGACACAAACCUCUUGUUGAAAUAAAACGAAGACUACUGAUGAGGAUUGAAUGUCGGCCGAAAUUGCGCAUGAAUAACACUUAACUAUUGUUGAUAACACACUAUUACACUUUUACAUAACACUUGUUUCACCAAUUUGUAACUUAUACAUUUCAUUUGUGUAAUAAAUCGCGCUACGAUUACAGAGUUACAUAGUGAAAUUUAAUAAUCAUAGUCUAACACUUUAUUUACAAAACGUUCAUUGACUGCUUCAGACUUUAUUUUUCUUGCGUUACUAUACCAAUUGCUUUCUAUUAUUGUUCUUGUCUUCUUGAUCUUCUUAAUCUUCUGUUGUCUGGCAUUCUCUUCCUGAUUUGCGUUAUAUACUACUUAUGUUGUUAUAAGUAGCACAAACCACAAAACUCGUAUAAUUUAUAGUAGC
Schistosoma margrebowiei is the source of this 1353-nucleotide messenger RNA. The record is from the annotation of a GenBank genome assembly. NCBI's taxonomy places the organism in Eukaryota, Metazoa, Platyhelminthes, Trematoda, Strigeidida, Schistosomatidae.